Messenger RNA from Babjeviella inositovora NRRL Y-12698, 795 nucleotides. RefSeq lists its product as uncharacterized. Bases 1 to 795 code for a protein of 264 amino acids. NCBI's taxonomy places the organism in Eukaryota, Fungi, Ascomycota, Pichiomycetes, Serinales. The record is from RefSeq and is a predicted model, not a curated record. The transcript has a single exon. Gene Ontology annotation, cellular component: mitochondrion. Gene Ontology annotation, biological process: iron-sulfur cluster assembly. Gene Ontology annotation, molecular function: iron ion binding; iron-sulfur cluster binding.
AUGUUGUCAUUAAUCAGAGCUAGUGCCUCCAGAAAGCCACUCUCUUUGUCUCUCUGUUUCCUCUCCAAGCACAACUUCCAGCUCAAGACAUUCCCUACCCCCAAUGAGAAUGCGUUAAAGUUCGUCCCAGAUGACAAAAAGAUUCACUUCCUUGAAAACUCUCCUUCCAAGCAAACAGUUGAGUUCAACUCUGCCCUUCAGGCUACCCACUCCCCCUUGGCGUUGAAGAUCUUUGACAUCAAGGGUGUGAGGUCCAUCAUGAUCGGCGACGAAUUUAUCACCGUGAACAAGAACGAUGCUUUCAACUGGAUGGAUAUCAAGAUCGAUAUCGCUGAAGAAAUCAUCAACCAUAUCAAGCACCUCCAGCAGCCUGUCGUGGACGUCAAACACUACGAGCAGACCGCUGCGGAAAACACUACGAAGUUUGGAAUUAAGGAAGCCAAGACCGAAGAAGAAGAGGAAAUCGUUGCCAUGAUCGAAGAAUUGAUCGAAACCAGAAUCAGACCCGCCAUCCAGGAUGAUGGUGGUGACGUUGAGUUUAGAGGCUUCAACUUUGACAACGGAACCGUCUACUUGAAAUUGCAGGGUGCGUGUAAGACUUGUUCUUCCUCCGAAGAUACCUUGAAGAACGGUAUCGAGUCCAUGUUGAUGCAUUAUAUCGACGAAGUCCAGAACGUUGAGCAAAUAUUGGAUCCGGAAGAGAUUAUUGCUAUAAAGGAGUUUGAAAAGUUGGAACUGCAGUUGAGCUCCAAGAAAAGCCAGCCGGUGGAGGAUGACAUACCCCCUGCCAUGUAA